This is a messenger RNA of Anguilla anguilla (European eel), 1730 nucleotides long. RefSeq names its product peroxisome proliferator-activated receptor alpha b (gene pparab). NCBI's taxonomy places the organism in Eukaryota, Metazoa, Chordata, Actinopteri, Anguilliformes, Anguillidae. Bases 241 to 1647 code for a protein of 468 amino acids. The record is from RefSeq and is a predicted model, not a curated record. Gene Ontology annotation, molecular function: RNA polymerase II cis-regulatory region sequence-specific DNA binding; zinc ion binding; nuclear receptor activity. Gene Ontology annotation, cellular component: nucleus. Gene Ontology annotation, biological process: positive regulation of transcription by RNA polymerase II; hormone-mediated signaling pathway; negative regulation of transcription by RNA polymerase II. The transcript has 7 exons.
AUGUCGUCACUUCCGACGGACAGGGAGCGCUUGCAGUGCAGGAUUUUGACAGCGGCACUGCUGUUCAGACAAACAAGGCCGUCUGUGAGGAACUGGCUUUUCCCUCCCCUUCUUCUCGGUCCUGCCGAUGUAGGCAUUGACAGCGCUGCAGUCCACCGCGAUUCCGGACGAUAUGGCGGCUUCGAAUCGGCCAGCCCUCUUUAAGUCUAAUGAGUGAGACGGCCCUGGGCCCAGCCCAUCAUGGUGGACAUGCAGAGGCAGUACAGCGCCCCCUCUCCUCUGGAGGACUCAGUGCUGGGCAGCCCGCUUUGUGGGGACCUUAUCAAGGGGAUGGAGGACCUGCAGGACCUCUCCCAGUCCAUGGAGGAGGACGCACUCAGCUCCUUCGACGUGCCCGAGUACCCCUCCUCCGGCACCGGCUCGGGGUCCGAGGGCUCCGCUGGGCUCGAUGCUCUGACUCCAGCCUCCAGCCCCUCCUCGGGGGGCUGCGGGGGGCAGGCGGGGCAGGAGGAGUUCCCGUCGGGUCCCCUCACCCUGGAGUGCAGGGUGUGCGCCGACCGCGCCUCGGGGUACCACUACGGUGUGCACGCCUGCGAGGGCUGCAAGGGCUUCUUCAGGAGGACAAUCCGGCUGAAACUGGAAUACGAGAAGUGCGAACGCAGCUGCAAGAUCCAGAAGAAGAAUCGCAAUAAGUGCCAGUACUGCCGCUUCCAGAAGUGCCUGUCAGUGGGCAUGUCCCACAACGCGAUCCGUUUCGGGCGGAUGCCCCAGUCGGAGAAGCUGAAGCUGAAGGCGGAGAUUCUCACGGGGGAGAAGGGGGAGGAGGAGAACCCCCGGGUGGCCGAUCAGAAGACGCUGGCCAAGCAGAUCUACGACUCCUACCUGAAGAACUUCAACAUGAACAAGUCCAAAGCGCGAAGCAUACUGUCCGGCAAGACCAGCAAUCCGCCCUUCGUCAUCCACGACAUGGACACCCUCCAGCUGGCCGAGCAGACGCUGGUGGCCAAGAUGGUGGGGACGGCGGGGGGCCUGCAGAACCGGGAGGCCGAGGUCCGGCUCUUCCACUGCUGCCAGUGCACCUCCGUGGAGACGGUCACCGAGCUGACCGAGUUCGCCAAGUCGGUGCCGGGCUUCUCCGAGCUGGACCUCAACGACCAGGUGACCCUGCUCAAGUACGGCGUCUACGAGGCCAUGUUCGCCAUGCUGGCCUCCAGCAUGAACAAGGACGGGCUGCUGGUCGCCUACGGCAACGGCUUCAUCACCCGCGAGUUCCUGAAGAGCCUGCGGCGGCCCUUCAGCGACAUGAUGGAGCCCAAGUUCCAGUUCGCCAUGAAGUUCAACGCCCUGGAGCUGGACGACAGCGACCUGGCGCUCUUCGUAGCCGCCAUCAUCUGCUGCGGAGACCGGCCGGGCCUGGUGAACGUGCCGUACAUCGAGCGCAUGCAGGAGAACAUCGUGCAGGUCCUCCAGCUCCACCUGCUGGCGAACCACCCGGACGACUCCUUCCUGUUCCCCAGGCUCCUGCAGAAACUGGCCGACCUAAGGCAGCUGGUGACGGAGCACGCCCAGCUGGUGCAGGAGAUCAAGAAGACUGAGGACACCUCCCUCCACCCGCUCCUGCAGGAGAUCUACAGGGACAUGUACUGAGAUGGGCGGGGGAAGGAGGAGAAGGAGAACCCGCACGGAAAUGCACUGUGACCUCCGGGCCCAUAGGGGGCUCACUCACAAGG